AUGUUUAGAUUCAUUUUUAUAUACCUUGUGAUAACCGAUAGUAAUAACCAGGAAACGAAUAUGUCAGGCGGACUUGAUACGUUUGCACUUCGAGAAGAGGAUGUGAUGAAGUUUUUAGCUUGUCAAACUCAUAUAGGAACUGUGAAUUGCGAUUAUCAAAUGCAGCAAUAUGUUUAUGAUAGGCGACCUGAUGAUGAGUUUUAUCUUUUAUUGACAAAAUGGAUUUUCCAAUGUUGGUUGCUUUUUAUUGAAGAACUUUUCAAACAGAAAUUGUGGAAAAUUCUGCAUUUCCAAAAUCAUAAAAUGAAUAUUUUUAUUUUUUCGUUGACGUUAUUGCUGGCAGCUCGAGCAAUAGCUGCUAUUGAAAACCCAGCUGAUGUGUGCGUUGUAUCGGCUCGGCCUUAUGCUCAGCGAGCUCUGCUUAAAUUUGCUUCUCAUACUAAUGCCACUCCUAUAUUUGGCCGUUUUACUCCUGGCUGUUUGACAAAUCAAAUUCAAAAACAAUUCAAGGAACCACGUUUACUAAUUAUCUCGGAUCCACGUGUCGAUCAUCAAGCUGUCACUGAAGCAUCAUAUGUUGGUGUACCGGUUAUCAGCUUUUGUAAUACCGAUUCUCCACUCAAAUUCGUAGAUAUAGCGAUUCCUUGCAACAAUAAAGGAUCGCAGUCGAUUGGGUUGAUGUGGUGGAUACUCGCACGCGAAGUGUUGCUUAUGAAAGGUAAAAUGACAAGGCAAACAGGAUUCAUACUCGAAGGCAAAGAAAUCAUGCCAGAUUUAUAUUUCUAUCGCGACCCAGAGGAACAAGAAAAGGAAGAACUUAUCGAACCUGUUGAAAAGGAACCAUGGGGAUCUGUUCCACAAGUUGAUACAAAGCUUGAUGAGUACCAGCCAAUGGGUACAGAAAUUGUGCAAAACAAGCUAGACUUUAGUGCGGUUCCUGAAGUUGGUGACUGGGCACAAGAAACAGCAAAAUGGGAUUCAAAGGCUCAAGUUGAUCCAAGUGGACAAGAAUGGGGAGGCACUAUGCAGAAUUGGUGA
This is a messenger RNA of Dracunculus medinensis (Guinea worm), 1038 nucleotides long. The record is from the annotation of a GenBank genome assembly. Lineage: Eukaryota; Metazoa; Nematoda; Chromadorea; Rhabditida; Dracunculidae.